Molecule: messenger RNA, 2392 nt
Organism: Exophiala viscosa
Lineage: Eukaryota; Fungi; Ascomycota; Eurotiomycetes; Chaetothyriales; Herpotrichiellaceae
Product: MFS transporter
Exons: 1
Coding region: 310-2223 (637 amino acids)
Biological process (GO): transmembrane transport
Cellular component (GO): plasma membrane
Molecular function (GO): transmembrane transporter activity
Source: RefSeq, a predicted model, not a curated record
GCAUCAUCGUCAUAAUCUAAAAUCGGCGGGGAAAAGAUCACAACCGCCUCCUCUUGCCGAUAUCCGGUCAACAAUGGGGGAACGGCGAAAUUUUGCGUGUGCGAAGACUCGGAGGGCUCAUCUGGGGUGUCUGACCUUGAUCAACGACAUGGUACGCCCUCCUCAGCGACUUUCCUUGGUUUGUAAUACUUUUGUGAUCGCCAGAAGUCGUUGGUGAUAAAUAUCCAUGGCACGGCGACGGCAUUGAAAUGAUCUUAUCACUGAGAAAACUUUGCCGGUAAAACACGGAACACGAACAGAACCUCAACUAUGGCCGAGUCAAUUCAAUGUGAGCAUGAGCACGACUCAACGCUCAUAUCCUCACAAACACAUCAUGACCAUGAAAAAAUCGAGGUUCAGAGCAUAGACUCCAAUGAAGAGCCCGUUCCAACAUUAGAACCACCGGCGCAUCACCACCACCACGUAGCCCACGGUGGCGACCGAGACGAAGACGCUAUCGACUACGAAUACCUCACUUUUGAAACGGCCAUACAUCUCGACGACUUACCCAGCUCACCCCAAGUUCCUCGGCCGAACCUGAAAAAGUACGAUACCCCAACGUCAUGGUCACCGACCCUCAAGACCAUCAUCCUCGUCCUAUGCUGCUGGUGCACCUUCUCCGCGGCCUACAGCGCCGGCGCAUACAGCAUCGCCUCGGAUCCUCAGCGCGCCAAAUGGCAUUUAUCAUCUCUGACAUUCGAAACCGGUGUGACAACCUGGGCUCUCGGCUUUGGGGUCUCGCCCAUGUUUCUCGCGCCGUUCAGCGAGAUCAAUGGCCGACGACCCGUGUUCAUUGCCUCCGCGGUGAUAUUCUUCGCGGGGCAAAUCGCGUGUGCCACGACGCCGAGUUUUGCGGGGAUGUUGGUGGCGCGGUUCUUCGUCGGUGCUGGGGCGUCGACGUUCGCGACGAUGGUUGGCGGUGUGGUGAGCGAUUUGUAUCACAGUGUUGAUCGAAAUACGCCGAUGGCUGUGUACUCGGGCUCUGCGCUGACGGGCACGGGGAUUGGGCCGCUGUGUUCCGGGUUCAUCAUUGGACGGGCGGACUGGCGAUGGGUAUAUUGGCAUCAGGUUAUUAAUCUGGGGAUCAUGCUUGUUGUGGUGUGGUUCUUCUUUAAAGAGACGAGGGGGAGUGUGUUGUUGAGUCGGAAGGCGAAGGUGUUGAAUGAGUAUCUUGAGAAGUUGGAUGCCGCUUGUAUCAACAAUGGCAUCAACGACAAUAUCAACGGCAAUGCCAGCACCAACGGCAAUGCCAGCACCAACGGCAACGCCAGCACCAACGGCAACGCCAGCACCAACGGCAAUGCCAGCACCAACGGCAAGGCCAGCACCAACGGCAAUGCCAGCACUAACAGCAAUGCUAGCACCAACGUUGCCAGCAACGCCAACACCGCCAGUGGCAACGGCAACGAUGUGAAAGCGAGACCAUUAAGUCAGGGUGUGAGGUUACGGUACAAAGUCGCUGCUGACGAAUCGCGCUCCUCACUAGCUCACAUGCUGUACCUAUCACUCACCAUCCCGUUCAAAUUACUCGCGACUGAACCGGUCGUCUUCUUUUUCAGCCUGUGGGUCGCAUUCGCCUGGGGAUUGUUGUACAUGACAUUCGAUGUGGUCCCCUUCGUGUUUACGAACAGGCACAACUUCAACACGGAGCAAGAUGGGGCUGUAUUCGCGGCUAUCAGCGUUGGCUCGAUCUUGGCCACGAUUAUAUGUGUUUUCCAAGAGAAGUGGGCGAAGAAGAUUUGGCCCAAACUUACGACUUCCCCUGAGGGCAGACUGUACUUUGCAUGUCUGGAGGCCGCGCUCUUGCCGAUCGGGUUGUUUUGGUUCGGCUGGACGACGUUCAGCAGCGUGUCGUGGGUCGCGCCUGUACUGGCGCUCGGGUGUGCGCAGAUGGGUAUCUUUGUGAUUUACCUUGCUGUGUUCAAUUAUUUGGCUGAUGUGUAUCAUCGGUAUGCGUCAAGUGCGUUGGCCGCGCAGAGCUUUUGUCGGAAUGUGCUGGCGGCGGUGUUUCCGCUGUUCGCGGAGCAGAUGUUCACGGGGCUUGGGUAUGGUGCUGCUGCUAGUUUGUUGGGUGGGAUUGCGGCGCUACUCACGCUUGUGCCGUGGGUGUUGGUGUUCAAUGGUGAGAAGAUCAGGGCGAGGAGUAAGAUCGCGAGACAGAUUAUGGCGCAGGAGCAUCAUUGAUGGCCAUUGUGUUAAGCAUAGCGUGAAGGGCUUGGGUUUUGUAAAUAAUAUAGGGCGUUUGAAGCAUUUAAGACUUCUGCUCAUAAUAUGUAUCCCUUUUAGAGUUCGUUUUCCAUGUUGGUCGUUCGGCCAGUGAUCGCCCUGCCAUCUAUUGUACAGAACAAUUCUG